Akanthomyces muscarius is the source of this 1890-nucleotide messenger RNA. RefSeq lists its product as uncharacterized. Gene Ontology annotation, biological process: regulation of DNA-templated transcription; DNA-templated transcription. The transcript has a single exon. The coding region runs from base 1 to 1890 and encodes 629 amino acids. Gene Ontology annotation, molecular function: zinc ion binding; DNA binding; DNA-binding transcription factor activity, RNA polymerase II-specific. The record is from RefSeq and is a predicted model, not a curated record. Lineage: Eukaryota; Fungi; Ascomycota; Sordariomycetes; Hypocreales; Cordycipitaceae.
AUGUCGUCCCAGGCCGUCAAGAGAGCCUGCGACGCCUGUCAUCGUCGCAAGGUCAAAUGUGACGGCAUCAACCCCUGCCGCAACUGCUCCUCCGCCCAGCUCUCCUGCACCUACAAUGCCAUCCCCCAGAAGAAGGGCCCCAAGGGCUCCCGCGCCAAGGUCAUCUCGGAGCUCCGCGAGACGCAGCGCCUCACUUCGCUCUCUGCCAAGGUCCAGAACCGCAUGAACGGCAUCGCCUGCCCCCAGGCCAACUCGCUGUCUCCCACGCCCGGCAUGGUCACCUCGGACCUCGUCAAGGACUGUGCCUCCUUUUACUUCGACCACAUGUAUCCCCAGGCUCCCAUCCUCGACCGCCGCCAGGUCGACCAGCAGCUGCUCUACAUGGAGCAGAACCGCGAUGCUUACUGCCUCAUGACCGCCAUGUGCGCCUUUGUCAUGCUCCAGCCCGGCAUGUCCAUGCCUCCCGGCGACCCCUACAACCUCGACAUGGUUCCCGGCGCCAACAUCAUCUCCUCCCAGCUCCUCCUCGAGGAAGCUCACAAGGUCCGCAAGGGCUACGAGUACCUCGACUCGGUGACACACAACGCCCUUGCCACCAACUUUUUCAUCUUUGCUUGCUACUAUGGCCAGGAGAUGCACGACAAGGCCUGGUACUACCUCCGCGAGGCCACCACCAUGAUUGCAAUGAUUGGCAUGGACAAGGAGGACCACUACCUCCAGUUUGACGCCGUCGAGUCGGCCCGUCGCCGCCGCCUCUACUGGCUCUUCUACGCCGUCGAGCGCGCUUACGCCCUCAACCGCGGCCGCCCGCUGACCCUCAAGGCCAGCAUCAACCUGCCCACCCUUGCCGAUGACCCCUCGGAUCCUCUGGCCCACCAGCUGCACAGCUUCAUCAUGCUCGUCAACCUCUACCGCCCCUUUGACGAUGCCUUUGUGUGUGUCUGGAACAAGACCCGCCAGCACUUUUCCACCCAGUACAUUAGCGGUCUGCAGAAGCAGCAAAACGACCUCUCCCAAAACUACGGCUGCCAGGACCCCAACUUUGCCGACUUUCGCACCAACCAGCAGUGGCUCAAGAACACCGUCUGGCAGCUCACCAACGGCGCCAACGGCAACACGGAAGACGCCUCCUUCUACAAUGGUGACAUGGCCCGCGAUCUGCUGCUCAGCCUGGCCUCAUCCUUCCCCAACCAGGGCAUGGAUCUCGUCAGCACUGGGCUCAUUGAGAAGCUUAUCGAAGUAUCCUUUUCCCUUACCGAGUUCCUCUCCAUUCAGCCCGCUUCUCGCGACCCCUUUGCCAUUGGCCCCCGCGAGUACCUGACCCAGAUCCUCACGUCGGUCGGCCUCGCCCGCUCCGGCGAGCACCGCUUCCUGCCACUGCUCAUGAGCAAGCUAUCCGACAUCUUGCCCCGCACUAUCAACCCCAUGCUGCAGAAUGCACCGGAGAAUGUCAACAUGGCGUCCGUCGACAUCUUUGACGGAUUUGGCAACGCUGGCAUGGCCCAGCCCCCGAUGCAGAUGAUGGAGACGGACUAUGUCGACAACAAGUACGCCAUGGACAUGAACAACCGCACACCCGACUCCCAACCCCAUACCAACCACACCCCGCCCGGCUCCGGCUCCGACAUGAGCAAUUCCUUUGUGGCCUCGCCAGACAUGAUGUCGCCCAACGCCAUGGAGUACUCCCACGGCAGCAACUUGACGAUCAACACCUUUGGCGUCAAUUCCAUGCAGGACAUGGUCAGCCCGGUGGGACCCUCGCCGCAGCACAUGCACAUGCGUCAGGGCAUGCCAAUGAACAGCAUGGUCUUGCCGCGCCAGGGCAGCUUUAUGCAGGGGAGCGAGUAUCACUCGAUGCCUGCCGAGCUCGAUUUUAACUCGCUGCGGUGA